AUGUACCGUAGGACGGUCCUUGGCUUGGCAUCCUGGUGGUCCGGACCCCUUGGUAAUAAUAACGCCGAGUGGUUCCCCUGUGCGGUGAUGAGCGAGGCUUCGAUAACCACAGGACGCAAGGAACCUGGUCAGGCCAGCCCGACGCCCUACCAUGUCAGGCCUUCUCAGCCCUCUGGGGGCGCAAACGAGAUAUCUACAGCAACACUAGCGAACAAAACAGUAGCAAAUCUCCGCUCGUCCGGGCUCGUCGAGAUUGCAGCACCGCAACCCGUGACGUGA
Molecule: messenger RNA, 279 nt
Organism: Pyricularia oryzae 70-15
Lineage: Eukaryota; Fungi; Ascomycota; Sordariomycetes; Magnaporthales; Pyriculariaceae
Exons: 4
Coding region: 1-279 (92 amino acids)
Source: RefSeq, a predicted model, not a curated record